UAUAUCGGCCAUGCAACACCCUUGACACUUUAAAUGUUACAGCACCUAAACACGUACUGCAAGAGGGUUUAAUCGAGAAUCCCGUGCAGUCACAUGUUGGGAACAAUACACGGAUUGCUAGUGUUUACUGACCGAUAACGGAUUCCGUGGGGUCGUCAGAUGACAGCAUGGCCUCGUGUGACCAAUUGCACGUUAAAAUACACAAUUUUGGAAUUUACAAGAAAAAUGGGAAACGGGCAAUAUUGCAGCUGGACUUCCCCGGAGAGAGCAUCUACCUCAUACAGAGGGGACAUAUAAAGAAGACAUACAACUUUGAACAGCUGCAACACUUCGAUUCCGAGGAGGGUCUGCACAUAGUUCUGAAAUUCAAGGACAGUGAAUUUGAAUUCGAUGCUGAUAAUGUGGAGGAGAAGUAUACCCUGUGUCGCCUCAUCAGCCUCGUUCUGGACAAAGACGAGGAGGAGGAUGGGGCGACAACUCCGGGCAUCAAAGAUUCGGGUCGGCGUGUGUCGGUGUUGCCAACACUGCCGAUGUUGGCUGACAAGGUCAUCAAGGAAGCCGUCCUGGAGAAGAAGGGGAACACCACCAUCACAACAUGGAACAAGAGACGGCUGAGGGUCACCCCAGGAGAGUUUUCCUACUAUAAGCCUGGCACUGAGUUGGCUUUAAACAUCGUGCAAGUAUGGGAGGACAUCUGCAGCGUCAGACGUUCCGGGCAACAUGGGUUCAACGUCACCGUGAGAAACAGGGUAUACAGUUUUCGACUACUCCACGACCAGAGGGCCAAUAACCCGGAAGUGGAGAGGGAAGAAUGGAUUGAGGCGUUCCAGAAGGCUAUGAAGUCCAAGCGCCACACCCUGGUGAUGCUGGAGAAGACGUCAUCCCUGGACACCCCCCGGAGCAACCUCACGGCCUUCGAGUUUCCCAGCCAGCCUGCUGAAGAGGAACCAGUCUCUAUAGAUGAACUGAUAAAAAGACGCAAACAAUCAACUGAGGAGAAUAACAACGAACCACUGGAACAAGUGACAUUGAGGAAACCGGAAGUGACGAAACACUUCAGCGUUCAUCUGAGCUACGUGGAGAAGACCACGCCCUUGGACCAUCUUCCUACAUCCAGUCGUCCCAAGCCUCCUGCAUUCGUCAGGCAGGACGCUACUGCCCGAGCCGAUCUGUCCAAGGUUUCAGGCGGCAGUAGCUCAGAGACCGAGGUGUCUGUUGAUAAUGGCUCCAGUGGCACCGAUGACGUGGCUUCCGUCCGUGCCAAAUGGAACAUUAUGGACAAAAAAUCGUCAGAAAAUAGUUCCGAUAAAGCAGACGUCGCAUCCGGGUCACACAACACUGGGAAUGUAAAUAGGUCAAAACGAGAACAGUCAACGAUGGAGGUGAAAAUAGAUUUUACAGAACCGGAACCGGAUUAUCCCCCUGACGACAAACCGUCUCCACCAGAAGCGAAAACAUCCAAGUCACUACCAGGACCACCACCGUCAUCACCAAAUGCACCUCAGCUACCACCUCCGCCAACAAUACCUGCACCGAUUCCAACUCCAAGAACACUAACAUCCAGUAACAAUCAACCUACCUCUCCUAACACCAAUAACACUCACCCUACCUCUCCUAACGCCAAUACCACAGCUCUCAGUGACACGGCUGGGGUAUACAACAACACAGAUCUUCCCCCAACUCCAACAUCACCUGCACCAUCACCGACAAAACGGGCCCCUGCUGGAAGUGAUGAUAAGUACAAGGACCGCCCCCUUCCAUCUCCCACCACCCCACCACCCCCCAUCCCCGCUCACAUCCCGGCUCCCCUCCCUGAAGAGCAAUAAGCAUGGGAUCAAACUGAAGAUCGUUCCCAAAA
Molecule: messenger RNA, 1858 nt
Organism: Haliotis rubra (blacklip abalone)
Lineage: Eukaryota; Metazoa; Mollusca; Gastropoda; Lepetellida; Haliotidae
Product: proteoglycan 4-like
Exons: 11
Coding region: 168-1826 (552 amino acids)
Source: RefSeq, a predicted model, not a curated record